Notodromas monacha is the source of this 1527-nucleotide messenger RNA. The record is from the annotation of a GenBank genome assembly. Lineage: Eukaryota; Metazoa; Arthropoda; Ostracoda; Podocopida; Cyprididae.
AUGGUUUUAGGAGAUAGCAUUAGUGCAGGUUAUGGCAUAGAACCACAGCAAGCAUGGGUAAAUUUACUGCAAAAACGGUUAGACCAACAGUAUCCGAAACAACACAAAGUGGUCAAUGCCAGUGUGAGUGGUGAAACCACCAGUGGUGCUUUGGCUCGUUUACCCAAACUGUUGCAAACGCAUAAGCCAAAUGUGGUGGUGAUUGAGCUUGGCGGGAAUGAUGGACUACGGGGUCAGCCACCUCAGAUGAUUCAAAAAAAUUUAGCGCAAUUGAUUCAGCAGAGUCAAAAAGCCAAUGCCACUGUGGUUGUCUUGGGAAUGAAAAUGCCACCAAACUAUGGCACAGCCUAUAGCAAGGCAUUUGAAAAUAAUUACAAAGUGUUCAGUUUGCAUCAAGGUUUCAACCGAAGGACGGACACGGUUUACAAUCGACAUCAAGUUUGCAGACGGUGGGCUAUCUGGGUUCAUCAGGGUGUCAAUGGUGGCUUGAAUCGCACCGCAAUGGCUAUGACCAAGUACCACAACUACCGCGCAGUCAUAACGCUCAGCCGCAAAUUCAACACUGCCAACUUGCGAAGCCAUGCGGUAGAAAAUACCAUCAUCAAAGACAAGCUCAGUUUACAAAGCUAUCUUCUACAAGAACGUGUCACCGCCGGCUUAAAAACCAAAACACUUAAAGUGGAUGAUAUCGUUUGGAGCUAUAACGAAGGCGGUGCAGUUGAUAAACCAACGAUUUUGCUGAUUCAUGGUUUUGCUGGAAAUCGGGACAAUUGGAACCGUGUAGCACAGUUUCUAACGCCGUAUUACCAUGUGGUUAUACCUGACCUUCCGACCAAUGGCGACACCAAAGUCCCUGAUGAUUUUGAUCUCUCUAUGCCAAAUGUCACAGAGCGACUCCGUCGUUUUGUUGAAGCCAUUCAUAUACAAGAUAAGCUGAAUGUUGCAGGACAUUCUAUCGGUGGUUCUAUUGCAACCCUAUAUGCCGCGCAAUACCCUUUUGACACGCAAAGUUUGUUUUUAUUAAACAGUGCAGGGAUUUAUAAGAACGCCAACACCAACUAUGCCAAAGACCCGCAAUAUUUAAAGCACUUGAUUGUGAGCAAGCCGGGCGAUUUUGAUGAUGUGAUGCAACGUGUCAUGCAAACCCCAAUCAAAAUGCCCUAUUAUUUAAAACGCGCCCAAGAAAAACAGUUAAUUACUCAGGCUGAAAAAAACAGUAAAGUGAUUGAUCAAUUGGUGACCUUGAACCGAAUUUAUACCACUGACUCCUUUGCUCGAGUGACCCGAAAUAUUGAAGCGCCCACCCUCAUUUUAUGGGGUAAGCAGGACAAAAUUAUCAAUGUCGAAGUAGCGAAUGAGCUCAAAUCUUUAUUGAAACGUGCUGAAGCUCCUGUCAUCCUUAACAAUGUUGGUCAUAUGCCACUUUUGGAGGCAGAACAAGCAGUUGCACAGCACUACCUGCCUUUUCUUGCAAAAACACAAAAGUUAAAAAAUCCAUUGGCUGAUAAACUGAUUCCACUAAAUUAA